AUGCGUUAUAUUUUGUAAACAGACUUAUUAUUUUAUUUUUUGUGCAAAAACAUUUGUUGAAUAAUUGGUUAUGAUUGAUUAUACUUAUGAUUAUGAUUUGGUGCGCUGUAAAUCUUUGUGAAUUUCUCUUGGAGUGGCUCGAAGGUCAUGAGCAAGCAUCUAAAGAGGUGCCGCAAGGUAGUCGCUCCUCUCCCCUUCCAUAUUUUGGAAAACACAUUAUUACUGAUAAAGAGUAUGUUGUUGUUCAACAUUAAGCAUGAUGAUUAAGGUUUGGUAAAGACAUCUGGCUGUGUCUUUGUUAAUGUUAUCUGAGAAUGUUAUAGCAAUACUCGAUGCUGUGAGCUGGACAUAGGUUUCAUAUUUCAACUGAGGUGCUGCAGCCCAGUGAGGCAGAUAAAAACAAACCCAGACCGACACAGUUCAUCUUCACUUAGCCUAGCUCAGCUCAGAUUCACACUCAUUCAUGUCGUGGCUGCAUCCUUGUAUCUUCAGCUGCUAGCUGCUGCAGACACUGUUUGCUUCCUUAAACUCCUUUGGGCUGUACCAUCUCAGCUGAGUGGGGGUCCUCCAGGGUUUCAGGAUGUCCUCACCGGCAAACGUUUUUUCUCUCAUCUGCUGCAUCACACCCAUUUGCAGCCCCCCCGCACCCCUCAGCUCCUCGUGCCUCAUGAGCCAGAAGCUCACAGUCUCUCAGGGCUGUUGGCCAGAAACAACGCAGCGUCUUAAUACCCUCCGCCGCCUCAGAUUCCACUCCCCCCUCUGCUUAUAGUACAAUCUCAUCAUUUCCAGCUUGCGAAGGGAGCGGAAGAGAGGAAAGAGAGAGAGAGAGGGAGGGAGAUGUUUUGAGCUGGUUUGCAGGGAGAGAUUGGCCUGAAUGCGUUCUGUCUGCUCUUCAGAGGCAUCCAGGUGAGCUGUUUCCUCCUGGAAGAUAUGUGUCACAAAGAUGUCCACACGCAGCUGCCAGGGAACAGACUCAGUCAUCAAGCCCCUGGACACCAUCCCUGAGGACAAGAAGGUGAGAGUGCAGCGCACGCAGAGCGGCUUCGACCCGUUCGAGAAGCCCACCAGUCAGGUGAAAAGGGUCCACUCUGAGAACAAUGCCUGCAUCAACGCCAAGAGCUCAUCCGCCGGCAAGGAGUCACCCAAACUGCGCCGUCACUCCAGCCCCAGUUCUCCUACAAGCCCCAAGUUUGGAAAGGCAGAUUCCUAUGAAAAGCUGGAGAAACUGGGAGAAGGUUCAUAUGCUACUGUUUACAAAGGAAAGAGCAAGGUGAAUGGGAAACUGGUGGCUCUGAAGGUGAUUCGUCUGCAAGAGGAGGAGGGAACUCCCUUCACAGCCAUAAGAGAAGCAUCUCUUCUGAAAGGCCUGAAGCAUGCCAACAUUGUGCUCCUCCAUGACAUCAUCCACACCAAGGAAACCCUGACUCUGGUCUUCGAAUAUGUGCACACAGACCUGUGUCAGUACAUGGACAAACACCCUGGGGGUCUUCAUCCAGACAAUGUGAAGCUAUUCCUGUACCAGUUACUGCGAGGCCUGUCCUACAUCCACCAGAGGUACAUUCUUCAUCGCGACCUGAAACCACAAAACCUGCUCAUCAGCGACACCGGAGAGCUCAAACUCGCUGACUUCGGCCUGGCCAGAGCAAAGUCGGUCCCCAGCCAUACUUACUCCAACGAGGUGGUGACCCUGUGGUACCGGCCUCCAGAUGUCCUGCUGGGAUCCACAGACUACUCCACCUGCCUGGACAUGUGGGGAGUGGGCUGCAUUUUCAUUGAGAUGAUCCAAGGAGUGGCUGCCUUUCCUGGAAUGAAGGACAUCCAGGAUCAGCUGGAGAGGAUAUUCCUGGUCCUUGGCACCCCAUCUGAGGAUACCUGGCCUGGUGUGAACUCUUUGCCUCACUUCAAACCAGAUCGCUUUACGGUGUACAGCGCUAAGAAGCUCAGACAAGCGUGGAAUAAGUUGGGCUAUGUGGACCAUGCUGAAGAGCUGGCCUCCAGAUUCCUCCAGUGCUUCCCAAAGAACCGGCUGUCAGCCCAGGCAGCGCUGAACCAUGAAUACUUCAGCAACCUUCCUCCACGGCUCUGGGAGCUGCAGGACAUGUCUUCUAUCUUCACUGUACCAAAUGUCAAGCUGCAGACAGAGAGCGGGGACAGCAUACAGGUGUGUGCACGAAGGAACAGUCAUGGAAAGGCAUCUUCUGGCAGCAAACACUGACCUGAGGCGGCAUCCCGCACGUGAUUGCCUGACAGGUGGCUGUUGGAAACAAAAAAAAACAAGAAACAUGAAGACAAAGAUGCUGAGACGGAGAAUCCAGAUGAAUGAAAGAGCCCCAGUUCUCUUUAUUUAUUACCUUCACAAUAUGUGUGUGCCUGAGUGUGUGUGCGUGUGCGUGAGAAAGAGAGCGUUGAGUAUUGAGGAUAGAUAUGAAUGCAUGUGUGCAUUAUGAACGGUACCUAAGAUUUCAGGCUAUCAUUUGCAAAUUUUGUUUACUUUUUAUAAGGUUCCAAUAACUCAUAUAUCAUUGUCACAGUAUAAACAAAAGGACUUUACUAUUGGUACAUAUUGUGUUUUGUGUUUGUAACUAGCCUCCUAUUUAAGAAUGUAUAUUUGUAUGUAUGAUAUACUCAUCUAGAAACUAUAUAAUGGACAAUUUUAAUAUUGCAUCAUCUUGUUACCACUAUACUGCUCUUGCCAAGACACACAACUCAACAGAUGCACACAGGAGACAUGUAUACAAAGAUACACCUGUAAAACAAAAAACAAUGCAGUCAGUUCAAGCAAACAAACAAAAAAAAUUCUUAAAGAGUUCAAUUUUCAUUUCUUUCCGGCCAGGACAACGAUAUCAAUAAUAAUGGUGGGCUUUCAGGUGGUGUAACACAUCCUCUGGUUGCCAUAUUGGAGGUCCUUGGUUGGGGGUAGCUGAGAACAGCUGGUGUUGUUUUAGGUACAAAACAAAGUUGAUUUGCAUUUACUUUAACAGUUGAUGUUAUUAUGUCAUGAGACUGAUUUGUGUUAACAUAAUGUUAGCUUGUUGGCUAGUUAACUGUGGUAUUUGUCAGGUGACUGUCACCAUUUUGGUACCAUCAAAUCUGAUAUGAAAGUGCAUAUCUACUAGGUCAGAUUAAAUAACCAAGGUGAUUAAAGUUUUAUGUUUGGAUAUUUUCAAAGGAAACUUUUACAGUUUUCACCAUCAUUCCCAUCAUUUAUCAGAGUAUUUCACUUACAAGUAAUAGUAGAUUUUGGCACAUGGGUUGAGCGCCAUCUUGGAGUCUGUUAUUCAGUCUUUAUAACACAGCCAUUGACUAAUAAUGCACAUAUUUGCCCUCAAUUUCCCUGGGGUUAAAAUAUCUGCAAUGCAAUGUAAUGCAUGACGAUAGUGGACUUUUCAAUGUUUGUACCGCAAGAUAAAAGUUUGUGAGUAAAUGGUUAUCAUCCGUAAGAAUGUUGGCCAAAACAGGAAAAUACUAAUGAGAAUGAUUCUGCUUGAUCUUUUCCAAUGGACCUCCAUGAUGGAACCUGCUUGUUAUGAGUUUUGUGUUGCAACUUAAAAGCCUCUCUAACAUGAAGGAUCUCUGCUGGAAAUGUUGACGGUGCACACAUAAGACAACAGGGACAGCACAAAUCAGUGUGCGUAAGAAUAUGGACGCAAUACUGCAACUGACAACUGCUGUAAGCGUGUGUCUGACAGAGAGGUGAGUGUGUGUGCUGGUGUGUGUGAGUGUAUAAAACAUGGGCAAUAGCACUGGUGCUUCCAUCCAUGCAUAUGAGCUAAUGUACAAAAGGUAAACCACCAAGGCAAUAGGCUGCGUGUCCUACUGUUUGAUCCGGCCCACGACAAUCCUCCCUUUCACUUUAUGUGAUACCUUCGCAAGCUCUGCAAUAUUCAGAAACAGACGAUCCGAGUCGAUAACUUUUUGUUCAGUUCGUGAGUGAAAUGUUAAGAUUGAUCCGGAGCUUUUCUGACAAAUGAAGUGUAAGGAUGAGUGCUUUGCAGUGUGUGUGUGUGCAGUAUGUGUGCUGUUAGUGGUGGUUAACUGAUCAGUCCCUUCGCCGCCAACACGUGCUCUCAUAAAGAGGCGUCCCCUCAACAUCCUACGUGUUCUAAACGUUCCGGACCUUUUAUGACACCAUGAUGAGCUCAGCUGUAUAACGUACUUUCGUUUGCAAAGAUGUUUAUACAGUGUUUUGGUCUUUCUUUUGAUGUUUUGUGUGAAACUAUAUUACAGUUUAGACGUAUGGUGAUAAUUGUGAAGUACUAUCAAUACAAUGGCUUCCUCUUUGAUCUUGAUCAGUUUGAAAUCGUCUGAAACAAUAAUAUUGGCCCUGCACUGUUGAUUAGCUGAGGAGAUAAGGCUGCAAAUGUUUCGGCAUGGAGAAUUGGAAACUGUGGCUACUUACUGAGUCACUUCAUUGCCGCUUGAACACACACACACACACACACACGCACACACUUGUAACAUAGAUGUCUUGUCUGCUAGGAUAAACUUCCCGCACCCAUCUGGUCCUAUCAGCCACAGUACAGUAUAAACCUACAGCCCCCACCCCCCAUGACCCCACCAGCUCUGCAGUCUGUCACAUUUAAGGACAUGUUCUGAUUUUUUUAAUGUCUAUCUUAACACAGUGCUCACAUAAUGUAAUUAUCCCUGUACUCCAUCGCAGCCGUGAAGUGAUACUGUCAGUGUAAGAGUGACUCUAGUGUCCAUAACAAAGUGCAUUCCAGAGUUCAGCUAAUAUGAGGUUUUAUCAGUCGGAGUUAGUUCAAACGAGUUUAUCUCGUCUGGUGCGAGUAACUUUACUGACAUCUACUUGUUUCAAGAGCUGGUAGACCAAAGAAAAGUUUAAAUGACAAGCAAUAUUGGAGCUUGUUGAUGUUUGUUUCAGUACACAGGAAACAUCAGUAUCAUAUGUCUAUCACUUUCUUUAAGAUUGACAUUAAUGGCAAUAGACUGGAUAUCUAGCACCACCAACUGUACAUCUUAAUCCUGAACUCCUAAUACACUUAACUUACACUUACUGUUGAUGAUUUUUUUUUUAUAUGACUUAGCUUUGCUAGUCUGUUGUGCCUGAUUGGAAGUUUUGUUUUUAACUGGUUGUUAAAAAGCACAUUGGGAACCUGGUUCUUAAAAGGUGCUAUAUAAAUAAAGUUAUAAUUAGAAUACUUUUUAUUAAAAGUAAUACAUUUCUUUGUAACAGUAGCGGAUGGAAAUGUGCAUUAAUGCAUAUCAUCUUGUGCUGAUUACCUGGAAAUUUAUUAGAUAUUGGAACAAUGUUCAGACUGCUGAAUAUUAGCUUCGAUUGAAUUUUGAAAUGCAUUUUGUAUUGAAUAACAGCUAUGGAUUUUGUCCCCACAGUGCAGUCACUUCACAAUCAUUGCAGAGAGUCUAAAAGUCAUAAAACGCGGAUGGCGCUGAAAGACAUGAGAGUUGUCUUUAAAAGUUGCGUGUCAUUCGCGUGGCGUCCCGUGGGAUCAUGUUGGUACUGAGUUAAGAUGGGCCUGAAAAUAUGUGAACCUGUGCUUUAACAGAGGAAAAGCAAUGAAGAAAAUUGAAUUGGAGAAUGAUAGUGCUUUGACAUUUUACCACGUUCCAGUCCAGCUUCUUCGACUGUGGACGGUAGUGGCUCUGAGGCAAAAUAAAUACUUAUGGGCUAAACUCUCCCCAGUAGCGUUUUGAAAAUGCACUUUAAAGAAAAAUCAGUUUGCCCUACAUUCCAGCCUGUAUGGUCACUUUUAUGCACUUGCUUUGCCCUUACUGAUAAAUAUAUAUAUAUAUAUAUCUAUAACCUUGCUUUGCCUGACAGAAACAGUCCAUCCCUUCUUACAAAUGUAAAUACCGUCCCUCAUUUUGAAUCUGUACCACAGAUUGAAUAGAGCUCGUAGAAAUGCUGUACUUGAAGUUAUCUUGCGGCUUUUCAAUGUCAUCCCCAGGCUGUGAUUGUGCGGCGGAAAAAAAGGGGAGGAGAGGGGGUGGGUAAUGCCAGUAAAGCGGCGUGACAGAAGAGGGUUAAUACCAUCGAGCUGUGCUAAGAUUGCCCAGCCUCAUGUGGCUUUAAGGGAUUGCAGGCAGUAUUAGCAGCUGAAUAAUUAUUUUUGGGAUGUUUCUCCUUGUGCACACUUUUGGUGUGGCACCCAUCGCUUCGUUUCUCCCUCAACACUCUUUACUUCUGUGGAGCUUUGGCAGCCUGCAGUCUUGUACAAAAAAAAAAAAAAAAAAAAAACUUAUAUUUUUGAGUCCUGUGUGGGCAGAGUUCCUGAAGGCACUCUGUUCAAACUUGAAUGUUCAUAUAUUUCAGAUAAAAGUCCAGAGACUAGGUGGAAUUGCACAUUUAGCACUGUGACGGGAAACGUGAGAAAUAAUAACAUGAGACAUGUCAAAGGUGGAAAAUGACAGGGUGGUGACACACCAAGUAUGAAGUGAAAUAGUGAUGCUUCCACUAUGUUUGUUAACAGGGUUGCAUAUGUCCCCUUAAUGCUAUCAGAGAGAAUCAUAUAUGAAUAUACAUAUAUGAUGAAUAUAAAUAUAAGGCAUCUAUUUUUGGCAUUCUUUAUCAUGUGGACAGAAGUGGUGUAGGUGUGAAAAACAUAGGUGGGAUCAUUGUGCAUCCUCGCUGUGCUGAACAAUGAAUCUGUGUUUGCAACUUUUUUUUUUUAACAAAGCUUCUCUUUGCAUUUUAUUUUUCUUUUUGUAUGCUGCACUGAAAAUACAUCAUUUUCACAAGUGGUUUGGAAAACAGAAGUGUCGUCAGUCACUUCAUCAAGUGAAACAAUAUAGUAUACUGUAGAAUAGCUGUUGCAUUAUUUGUUACAACCUGUAUGUAAUGUUAUUAUGGAAGAUGUAAUGUCCUUCUGUAAAUGUUGUUUAAUGUUGUUUUACCUGAAAUAAAAUUUAUUAAUGCUUCA
Molecule: messenger RNA, 6899 nt
Organism: Scatophagus argus
Lineage: Eukaryota; Metazoa; Chordata; Actinopteri; Scatophagidae
Gene: cdk14
Product: cyclin-dependent kinase 14
Exons: 14
Coding region: 944-2215 (423 amino acids)
Biological process (GO): protein phosphorylation
Cellular component (GO): cytoplasm; cytosol; nucleus
Molecular function (GO): cyclin binding; ATP binding; cyclin-dependent protein serine/threonine kinase activity
Source: RefSeq, a predicted model, not a curated record